AUGAAAUACCAGUUAUUUAUUGCCCUCAUUGUUUUGUUGAAUGUUUGCUUUAGCUACCUUAUAAAGAAGAACAAUAUUAUUAUAAAUAAUAAUGAUACUUUUUAUAUUUGUAAUUUUGUAAAAGAUAAAAAAGGAAGAAGAAAAUAUAAUAAUAACUAUAAUAAGAAAACUCUCAAUGGAAUAAAAAGUAUUGUUAAUUCAGGAUGUGUAAAUCAAGAUGUUAUGAAAAAUGUUGAUGAGGCUUAUGAGGGAAAGAAAAAUUUAAUAGAAGGGAAUGAUUUGCAAAAAAAAUUCUUACAAGCAUCAAAAGAAGAUGAUUAUAAUUAUUUAUAUUUUUAUCAUAUAUAUAAAAAAAUGAAAUUAAUAAAAAGAGAAAAAUAUAUAUAUAACCCAACAAAAUAUGAAUCGGUACGAUCAUAUAUAAAAAGAGAAUUAAAAGAUUGUUUAGAUGUAAAUACAUCAGCUUAUAUUUUUAAACUUUCUGAAUUUUAUUCAAAAAAUGUAUUAGAAGUAUCUGUUUAUGUUAAUGAAAUAAUAAAUAUUCUUAGUUUUUUUACUUUUAAUAGUGAACAUAAUUUAAAAUAUAAUGAAAAAGAGGAAAAUCAAAACACAACAAAUGACAUAUUAGAUUAUAAUAAGAAAUGUGUUAGUGAUGACAUGGAUGAUAACGUUAUUCAUAGUACUCAUAAUAAUUCUUUGAAUAAUCAAAAUAAAGCAGACACGUUAGUAUAUGAUACUACUACAAUUAAGGAUUCUAAUAAUAAUAAUGAUGAUGAUGAAAAUUAUAAUUAUAAUUAUUAUGUACGUGAUAAUAUAGAGGAUGAUCAUAUACAUACAGACGACAAUAAAGAUCAUUCAGAUAUCUAUCCAGAUAAUAAAAUAUUGUUAGAAGAUGAUAAGAAAAAAAUUUCAAAUGAAAAAAAUUUUUAUGACCAGGAAAAAAUAAAUAAUAUAAUUGAAAAGACAAAAGAACAAUACAAUUGCAAUGAACAUAAUUUAAAUGAUGAUGAUAAUAUUUUUAAAAAAUAUAAUGAAAAUCAAUCGAAAAUGAAAUUUAGUAAAUUAAUUAAUAAAGAUGAAAAAUAUAAAUCAUUUUGCUUUUAUUUUAUUCGACUAGUUGAUUCAAUUAGUGGACUUUUUUGUACUAUUGCAAAAAGAAAGAAACGGGAAGAAAUUUUGAACUUUUUAAAAAAUUUAAAAAUUAUACAAAAUAUUAAAAACUAUAAUAUAAAUAAUUUACAUUUCGAUACUAAUUUUAUGAUUUAUAUUAUCAGAUUAACAAAAUAUAAAGAUAUGAAUUUUCUUUGCUCCUUAAAAAAAUUAAAAGAAUAUAAAACCGAAGAUAUAAAAAAAAUAUUCCUUAAUUGCUUAUAUGAUAAUUUACUCGAUCUAUAUUAUUUAAAAAAUCUACAAGACGAUUUUAUCAAAAGGGAAAAUGAAAAAAAAAAAAAAAAAAACGCCUUAACAAGUCAGGUAUUUUCAAAUUCUUUUCAUACGAUUAAUAAAAAUGGAACAGAUGAUAAUACAUAUGUUACUACAAAUAUUAAAUAUGAGAAUUUAAGAAAAAUAGAAGAACAAUAUAAUGAUUUAUUAAAACAGUAUUCCCAUGAAAAAAUUAUUAAAAAUAAUGAAAUCAUUUGUAAUGAAAAGGAUUUGAAAAAUAUUAUAAUACAAAUUUUGAAUAAAGAUAUUUUUAAAAAUAAGAAAAAAAUAAUAAAUAAUAUGAACAAUGGUACUAAUAAAAAUUUGGCUAGUCAAAGUGGGAAUCAUAAAAAAAAAAAAAAAAAUAAAAUAGCUACAAGUACUACAAACAUGAAUAAUAUUUCUCUAAUUGAUAUAUUUGAAAUAACAGAGGACAACUUAUAUGACAUUUUGAAAAAUUAUCCACAUUUAGAAAUAAAUAAUAAUAAUAAUAUUAAGAUGCUAAUAAAAAAAAUGAAUAAAUUACUUGAAUCAUACAAUAUUAAUAUAAAUAUUCAUUUGGUCAAAAAGGACAAAAUGUGUGUGCAAGAACAUAACACUCUUCCAUAUUCUAAUGAAAAUAAAAUUGAAGAGCAAAACAAAAUAAAUGAAAAAAAAAACAAAAAUAUUGAAAAGAAUGAAGAAUAUAAGAACACUGAACCAUCUAAUGUAAAGGAUGUAAAUUUUAGUAAUGUUUCCUUGUCAGAUAUUAAAAAAUAUAUAUCUUACAAAAGAAGCAUAGAAGAACAAUUUAGAGAUUAUCAAGUUGAUGAAUUAAAAUUAAAUAAUAUAAAAGAACAAGAGCAAAAUAAAAAAUUGGAAAGUGAAACAAUAAAUGUUAAAUUAAAUGAAAUUAAUAACAACAAAUUAGAGAACAACGUGCAGUUGAAAAAUGAACACAUAAAUGCUCAAAGUGAAAAUUAUAAGACUAAUGAAAAAGAUGAAGCAGAUGUAUUUAAAUAUUUUGAUAUUACGGAAAAACAAAAUUACAUAACUUUUGAAUUUAAUAAUUAUAUUUUAGAACACCAAGCAUUAUUAAAUGAAAAACAUAAUCAACAAUUAGCACAGGAUGGCAAUAUGAAAGAUACUCCCAGUUAUUGUUAUGAACCUAAUGAGAAAUUGACAGAUGAACAAAUGGAAGAAAUUUUGAAAAAACAUUUUCCUGAAAAUACAGAGGACGCAGAAAAUAAUAAUAUGGAAGUGCAAAAUGGUAUAUCCUAUGGUGAAAAUAAUAUGUCAGAUGAUAAGACGGAUGUAUUACAUGAUGAUACGAAAGAAUUACAUGAUGAGACGGAAGAAUUACAUGAUGAGACGGAAGAAUUAUAUGAUGAGACGGAAGAAUUACAUGAUGAGACGGAAGAAUUACAUGAUGAGACAGAAGAAUUACAUGAUGAGACGGAAGAAUUACAUGAUGAGACGGAAGAAUUACAUGAUGAGACGGAAGAAUUACAUGAUGAGACGGAGGAAUUAUAUGAUGAGACGGAGGAAUUACAUGAUGAGACAGAAGAAUUACAUGAUGAGACGGAAGUAUUACAUGCUGAAACAGACGUAUUACAUGCUGAAACGGACGUAUUACAUGAUGCAAAUGAUGACAUUGAUUUAGAAGGUAACCUUAUAGAUGACGAUUUUUCAGAUGAUAACAUUUCAGAAGACGACGUCCCUAGAAGAAAAAAAGAAAAAAUUAAAGAAAACAAGGAAAUAGAAAAAUUAAAAUCGUGGUUCGAUAAUAUAGAUAAUAAAAAGUAUAAAUACAAUUUCGAAAAUAUUUAUUAUAAAACAUUAGAGGAAAAGAUGGAAGCAUUAUUAUAUAUUUUAAAGAAUGAGAAGACUAAAAAAAAGGUAAUUGUAUGUUCUGCUGAUGAAGAAAAGAAAUUAAUAAAAAUGAAAUGUCAAAUUGAAAAUGUGGAAUACGAUUAUAUGUUAAAUAAUUUAAAGAAUAUUAAACAUUUUAUAAACAAAGAAAAUAAUUAUCAUGAAGCAUGUUUUAUAUUUAUGAAAGAAAUUGAAAAUACUUUAGAGUUAAGAAAAAUAUGUACAAAUUUGUCAGAACAAGAUAAUAUGAAUAAUAAGGAAAAUAAGAAUAAUAAGGAUCAUAAGAAUAAUCAGAAUGACAAAAAUACUAUGAACCGUGAUAAUAUGACCUUUUAUCAUUUUUCUGAAAAUGUUCCUAAAUCUAUUGUAUACAAAAAGCUUUUUUAUUCUAUUACAAAUAAUGAAGACAGUUAUUUAUUUUAUUUAAAGUCUAAAAAUAAAAAUGUUAAAAAGGAAGAUGAUAGAAAAAAAGGAACAAAAUGUAAUACAAAAUAUCCGAAAUCGAAUGGUAACAAUAAUAAUAUAUUUGUACCUUAUCAUAAAAGAAUAAAGAAAAAAAAAUUAACAAAAAAUGAAGAGAAAUGGUUAGAUUUUAGAAGAAGGACGUUAAAAAAAAUUGAUGAAAUGAAAAAAAAAGCUGAAUUAUUGAAAAAGAAAAAAGCACAAAAAAGGGAUAACAAAAUUAAAAAAAUUGUAGCAAAGUUGAAAGCCAAAAACAAAAAAAUAUUAAAAAAGUAA
Plasmodium reichenowi is the source of this 4011-nucleotide messenger RNA. RefSeq lists its product as hypothetical. The record is from RefSeq and is a predicted model, not a curated record. The transcript has a single exon. The coding region runs from base 1 to 4011 and encodes 1336 amino acids. NCBI's taxonomy places the organism in Eukaryota, Apicomplexa, Aconoidasida, Haemosporida, Plasmodiidae.